CCCGGCGGCGGCGGCGGGUUUCCGCUAUGGAGGGUCCGGGCCCGGGGGUCGCGGGGCGGCUGCUGACGGAGGACGAGAUGGCGGAGGUGAAGAAGGAAGCUUUAGAAAGGAUGCGUCCUUAUUUGUGUGACAAAAUUAUAGCUGAGAGACACUUCGAUUACCUACGUUCAAAGAAAAUACUCACUAGAGAGGACACAGAAGAAAUUUCUUCUCGAUCUUCCAGUAGGAAAAAAACUGGGAAGUUAUUGGACUAUUUAGCAGAAAACCCAAAGGGACUAGAUGCUUUAAUUGAAUCAAUCAGGCGAGAAAGAACGCAAAACUUCCUGUUACAAAAGAUAACUGAUGUAGUGUUGAAAGUCAAAAAUGAAAAACUUGAAGCUCUCAAAGGUCUAAGCUGCAGCACCUGUAUGACCUCACUGUAUGGAGGAACAAAUAAUCUUUCUAGAUCAUACUCUGACGAGUCUAACUUUUUUGAAAAAACAAAAGACAAAGAAUCUACCCAGAUACAUCAUCCAGAAGAAGAUUACAGUACUGCUGCAUUUAUGUCUGCUGUCUCUCUUCGCUCAAUGAAUUUACCAAUUGCAGAGAUGGGAAAUACAGAGAGUGCGGUUUUCUCAGGCCCCCUUCCAGGACCUGGGGAUCCUGGUGCACCCCCUCUCCCACCAGAACUCCAGUCAGAACAGCAAGAGCCUUGUACCAGUUCAAGUGACAAUGUCUUUUUGCCUUUAAGGUCACGUUCUCUUCAGCCACAGUGAACUUGAGUGACUUUUUCUGUUCAUCCAAGGGGUAUUGAAAUUUUGUGUGAUGUCUUAUAAGGGUAAAAAAUGUUUUCAAACUAUUAAUCUGCAAAAUCAGGGAAAUAAUCCAUGCUAUUUACAAAAAAACACAACUUCUUUUAAAAAUAGUAUAAUCAGAUAACUCUGUAGCUGCUUGAUUUUUAUGUUCUUUAGGGAGCUUUUCUUGAAAAAAAAAAAAAGCAAGGUGGUACACUGGCAAAGUGUGUUUUGAGGGGUUUUUUUGUUUGUUUUGUUUUGUUUUCUACUGGCUUAUUUAGGAUUUCAUAUUUUAAUGUUAGUUGCAGAUAUCUAAACUGCAGUUACGGAAUAGAUGUGUUUUCUUCCUACUGUAACUCAUUUUCCACAAUGUUUCUGUCACAAGUGGGUGGGAAAAAUGCUUAGGAAAAGAACUUGAGUGUUGAAAAAAUAACCUUCUGAACUUUAAGCUUAAACUCAUUUGCCAAAUUGUUUUUUGUAGGAUAAAGUCUGCCCUCUAGGUAGAGGGAUGCAGCUCCCAUUGCAAAAACUGAAUCUGACCAAAUCUAGCUAUGCUUAUUUGCAAGAAGGCUUCUAAUAUUCUGAGCUUUUUUCUUUAUGCUAGUGGUAAGUUGAAAGGUGCUUAGUACUGCAGUGAUUUGAGUCAGCAAAUAUGCUUCCACAAGUUUACUGUAUUCUCUUAUAUAUUCUCUCAAUAUACUCUUGUGUAUUAUUUAGAGAUUUCUGAUCUGAAAUGCACUUUAAAUUUAAAUUCACGUUAGUACUGGAAGUAUUAAUGGAAUUCUGGAAUACUGGAAGUAUUAAUGGAAUACUGGAAUGUAAACUGCUGUUACCACAUCAUGUGGACUGUAAAAAAAUCUUACUGUAUAAUGCUGUUAAGGGGCAAAGUGGGUAUGCUUUUUCCUAGUAGAUAAAUAGAGAAGGAGUCCUGUAGCAAGAAAGUGUCCUUAACUGAAGGACUCCUGAAAAUGUUGCACUUCAGACACGCACUCUUCAAAGUGGGUAGACACGUUUACAUUUCAAAUUGUUUGGAGUCAAACACAUCUUAAACUAUUUCAACAUGGGAAGGUUCUCAUAUUUCCUGACAUGGUGUAACAUGCUGUAUUCCUCUCAUACUCUUGUCUUAAGUUGUAAUCUACUUUUGAUGAAGCAGGCCUUUAAUCAUUUUAAAAUUAUUAGCCAAAUACACACUCUUAUACAAAAAUGUAUAUAGGUUAACUAUUCUGCAUACUACGUUUUAAAGUGAUGUUUUCAGUAUAUCAAAAGGUAGGUUUGUACUUAAGACUUUAAUUAAUCUCUCACACAGCACUAUAGCCAUUUUAUUCCUUAAGCCAGAUAUUUCUAAAUUGUGUUCUCCUUUUCUGGAGGCAGAGUCUCUGCAAGACCACAAUACAGUCUCUCAAUGUUUUUGUCAUAUUCAUUCUGGUUUUGGAAGUAGAUUCAAAUAAACUGCAAUGUUUAACUACAUUCCAACUUUAAUAUAUAAAUAGCUUACAUUUGAUAAAGAUGUGGGCUUUUGUAUAGUGUUUAUAAAAAUACUUGUUUUUCUUGUGUAUGUCUAAGGUGACAGACCAUCAGGAUGGUAAAAAUACCUCUAACCUGCUUUGGUUCAAAAGGCGCUCUGGGAGUUAGGUGCCUAAAUUCAAGAAAAAAUCUUGCUCUCUCAUGAAGAUUAAGGGUUUGCUAAGUGCCUGUUUCCUAUAAAUUUGAACUGUAGUUGCACAUACUCAGGAUAUUUGAAAAUACAUACAUACAUAUAUAUACAUACAUAAGUUCAAGAAUACAAGCACAUGUACAUAUGUAUGUAUGACUAAAUGUUCUUCCAUCACUAUCUGCUUUAAGAUCUGUGCUUGUAUUCUUGAACUUAUUUUACUACCUUGUUAGAACCUUAAUUUUUGGUCCCUUUGUUGCUGUGAGCCCUUGAUUCCUUUGCAGUCGAUGGACAUCAGCUACACUAUUAAGUGUAUUUCUAAACUGAGUUUUAGAAAAGCAUUCAUGAAUUUGCAUGAGAGUCUGCUCAGUGUUAUUUGAGUUUCUUGGAUUCUGAUAAAUGGGAGAGAGCAAGCUUGGCCCUAGCUAAGAAACUUCAUCUUAAGCCAAGCACAGUCUUGCAGCUGUGAAUCAAAAGGUGUAACGUGUGCUGCCUACCACACUGCACGGCGUGCAGCAGGCCUUCCCGUACAGGGAUUGCUGCUGCAGUGGAGCCUAUUAACCUGAGAUUUUAAAUGAAUGUAUAAUCUUACCAAAUGUUUGUAACAUGCUUUCCUUUUUUUUUUUUAAUUUGUGAAAUAUUUUUAUCAUAACUUUUGAAAUAAAUUUUUGUGCAUAAUAGCCUGU
Messenger RNA from Rhea pennata, 3110 nucleotides. RefSeq names its product BCL10 immune signaling adaptor (gene BCL10). NCBI's taxonomy places the organism in Eukaryota, Metazoa, Chordata, Aves, Rheiformes, Rheidae. The record is from RefSeq and is a predicted model, not a curated record. Gene Ontology annotation, biological process: apoptotic process; adaptive immune response; canonical NF-kappaB signal transduction. Gene Ontology annotation, cellular component: cytosol; CBM complex. The transcript has 3 exons. Gene Ontology annotation, molecular function: protein kinase B binding; NF-kappaB binding; kinase activator activity. Bases 27 to 755 code for a protein of 242 amino acids.